AUGGUGGGACGGGCCUCACUGGUUAGCAAAAGACUCAUUCCAUUGGCCAACUCAACGCAUCGGGACGGGGGACGCAGCGGCGCUCGAAGAGCGGCCAGGUCUUACACUCUCACUCGCAACAUCACCCUCACCGGUUUACGAUCUCAUCUUGAAAUACUCAUCUCUCACACGGUUGUUGCGAAUCACCUCAUGGCUCUUCAAGCCAUUCAGGGAGCAUACUUCACUUCAGAGCUUAAAACACUCACAUCGGGCUACACUCUCCCGAAAUCGCAUCCGAUCACGCGAUUAACGGGCUUCAUAGAUCAUCAAGGCAUUCUCAGGGUGGGAGGACGGCGGAAGCACUCAGCCUUACAACCUGAUUGCAAGCACUCAGUCAUUCUCCCUCGGGACUCACCACUUACGGCACUUCUCAUCGCUGAUGCCCACGAGCGCACUCUCCACGGCGGGACUCAACUCACUCUGGCUUAUCUACGGCAGAGCUGCUGGAUCAUCGGCGGGCGUGGGCCAGUACGCUCAUACAUUUUGCGUUGCGUGCGGUGCGUGCGCUUCCGGGCGCUCAAGGCACAGCAACUAAUGGUUCAGUUGCCAAUCUCACGGGUUACGCCGGCAAGGCCGUUUCUCUUCUCGGGGGUCGACUACGCGGGGCCAGUUCCACUCAAAAGCUGGCGCGGGCGUGGGAGCAAAUGUCACAAAGGCUGGUUGUGCAUUUUCGUUUGUUUCGCUACCUCCGCUAUGCACCUUGAAGUUGUUACAGAUUUAACCACGGACGGGUUCCUCGCAGCACUCAAACGGUUCACGGGCAGACGCGGGAUUCCGCACACGAUCCAAAGUGAUUGCGGAACCAACUUUCAGGGUGCAGCAGCGGAGCUACGACAAUUAUUCAAAACGGGUACACGGGAAUCCGAACUCAUUCAGCACACUGGGGCAACUGACGGGAUUAAAUGGGUGUUCAACCCACCGGGGGCACCUCAUAUGGGCGGAAAAUGGGAGGCCGCAGUAAAAUCGGUCAAGUAUCAUCUCCGGCGGACGAUUGGGGAUGCCAGUCUCACGUUUGAAGAAUUUACGACUCUUCUCACACAAAUUGAGGGCAUACUCAACUCGCGGCCGUUGGAGCCUCUGUCGGAUGACCCGGAUGAUUAUUCGGUUCUCACCCCUGGGCAUUUUCUCAUCGGGGACACACUCACCUCCAUUCCUGAGCCCUCAUUACGGGAUGUGCCUCAAGGUCGCCUCACACGGUGGCAAUGGCUCCAGGAACGGGCUCAAUACUACUGGGAGCACUGGUCAUCGGGAUACCUGCAACGGCAGCAGGCUAUAUCAAAAUGGCAUCAUCCGAGUCACGACAUCCGGGUCGGGUCUAUGGUUCUACUCAUGAACGAAAACACGUCACCCACAAAGUGGCCACGGGCACGGGUCACACAACUUCAUCCGGGAAAGGACGGGCUCACACGGGUGGUUACACUCAAAACGGCGACGACCACACUCACACGGCCUACCACCAGACUGGCACUCUUGCCAGUGCCUCAACCGGGAUCAAUCGACAGCACUGCUGCCGAUGGCGGGCGGAAUGUUCAGGAUUGA
This is a messenger RNA of Venturia canescens, 1578 nucleotides long. RefSeq lists its product as uncharacterized. The transcript has 2 exons. The record is from RefSeq and is a predicted model, not a curated record. NCBI's taxonomy places the organism in Eukaryota, Metazoa, Arthropoda, Insecta, Hymenoptera, Ichneumonidae. Gene Ontology annotation, molecular function: nucleic acid binding. Gene Ontology annotation, biological process: DNA integration. Bases 1 to 1578 code for a protein of 525 amino acids.